CUGAUCCGUGGGAGGGGGCAGGAAUAACAUGUGUGGAAGUACUUGCUAGUGUUGAUCACCUGUACCCCAGCACAAGAGCUCCAGCUUAAUCAUUUUCAAGCUCUGCUCUCAGAACAUGGGGGAGAAUGAUGAUGAAAAAUACAGUCAAGCUGGCCGGAUAUUUGAAAACUUUGUACAAGCAUCAACAUGCAAAGGCACCAUUCAGGCCUUCAAUAUUCUCACUCGCCAACUUGAAUUAGAUCCUUUGGACAAUAGAAACUUCUACACCAAACUGAAAUCGAGAGUGACCACAUGGAAAGCCAAAGCUUUGUGGAACAAGCUUGAUAAGAGAGCAAGUCACAAAGAGUAUAAACGUGGAAAGUCUUGUAUGAACACUAAGUGUUUAAUUAUUGGAGGUGGCCCUUGUGGCCUGCGGACUGCCAUAGAACUUGCCUUCCUGGGAGCCAAGGUUGUCGUUGUGGAGAAGCGGGACACUUUCUCAAGGAACAAUGUGCUGCAUCUCUGGCCCUUUACCAUCCAUGACCUUCGGGGACUGGGAGCAAAGAAAUUUUAUGGAAAGUUCUGUGCAGGAUCUAUUGACCAUAUCAGUAUUCGACAGCUUCAACUCAUCCUCUUCAAAGUUGCACUUAUCCUUGGAGUGGAAAUUCACGUGAACCUGGAAUUUGUGAAAGUCCUGGAGCCUCCUGAAGAUCAAGAAAACCAAAAGAUGGGUUGGAGGGCUGAAUUUCUCCCCAUGGAUCACCCUUUGUCAGAGUAUGAAUUUGAUGUUAUCAUUGGUGCAGAUGGCCGCAGGAACACAUUAGAAGGCUUCAGGAGGAAGGAAUUUCGUGGAAAGCUGGCUAUAGCGAUCACUGCCAAUUUUAUAAACAGAAAUACAACUGCAGAAGCCAAGGUAGAAGAAAUUAGUGGGGUUGCUUUCAUCUUCAAUCAGAAGUUCUUCCAGGACCUGAAAGAGGAAACGGGGAUUGACCUGGAGAAUAUUGUUUACUAUAAAGACAGCACGCAUUAUUUUGUGAUGACAGCAAAAAAGCAGAGUCUUCUGGACAAAGGAGUGAUUAUUAACGACUCCAUUGAUACUGAGCUGCUGCUCUGUGGGGAAAAUGUGAACCAGAGCAAUUUGCUGUCCUACGCCAGAGAAGCUGCUGACUUUGCAACCAACUACCAGCUGCCUUCCUUGGAUUUUGCAAUUAAUCAUUAUGGCCAACCAGAUGUAGCAAUGUUUGAUUUUACCUCCAUGUAUGCAUCUGAAAACGCUGCGCUGGUGAGAGAGAGGCACAGACAUCAGCUCCUGGUGGCUCUCGUUGGAGAUAGUUUGCUUGAGCCGUUCUGGCCGAUGGGUACUGGCUGUGCGAGAGGCUUCCUGGCUGCCUUUGACACCGCGUGGAUGGUGCGGAGCUGGGCGCAGGGGAAGCCCCCGCUGGAGAUCCUGGCUGAACGAGAGAGCAUUUAUCGACUCUUGCCUCAGACGACCCCUGAAAAUAUUAAUAAGAACUUUGACCAGUACACCAUUGACCCAGGAACAAGAUACCCGAACUUGAACUCGAGCUGUGUUCGACCUCACCAGGUGAGACAGUUAUAUGUUACCAAUGAGCUACAGCAGUGUCCUCUUGAGAGAGUGAGCUCCAUUAGAAGAUCAGUGAACCUCACAAGACAGGAGUCAGAUAUUCGGCCUAACAAGCUUUUGACGUGGUGCCAGAAGCAGACGGAGGGAUACCGAAACGUUAACGUCACUGACCUGACCACCUCCUGGAAAAGUGGCCUUGCUCUGUGUGCCAUCAUCCAUCGCUUCAGGCCUGACCUCAUCGACUUCGAGGCCCUGAACGAAGAGGACGUGGUGAGGAACAACCAGCUGGCCUUCGACGUGGCCGAGCAGGAGUUCGGGAUCCCGCCGGUGACCACGGGCAAGGAGCUGGGCUCGGCCGGGGAGCCCGACAAGCUCAGCAUGGUGCUCUACCUUUCCAAGUUCUACGAGCUGUUCCGCGGCACCCCUCUGCGCGCAGUCGAUGCUGUUGACAAGCAAAAUGAAGAAAAUAAUGAUCCUCAUUUACCGAAAUCGAAUUUCAUCUGUAAUAAUUAUAUCAAUUUAAGUUUAACAAGAAAACGAGUACCAAAGGCUGAAGGGAAAACAGAAGAAAAUGAGACUAACAAAAGACGUCGGAAAGGACUCUUUGGUGUCUUUGAGCAGACUUCAAGCUUUCCAAGCCAGGGGACAGACAAUGGGAAAGAACAGAGUGAUGGCAGAGAAGGAAUGAACCAGAACAAAGUCAAAUCAAUGGCAACUCAGCUGCUGGCAAAGUUUGAAGAGAAUGCUUCAAAUACAAUUCUGCAGAGACAGGAGCUAACAGAUAGACCAGCCCUGCUCUCCUCUGAUCCUCCUGUUAAUCCUCGCUUUGCUAAACCUAUGGAUCCAAGCCUUCUUCCACCUCAACCAAAAAGGCAGUUUCAGGUGGUAGCUAGGAGUGAACACGAGGUCAGGGAACCCAAACAGUCUUUAAAUGGUUCUGAUCAUAUGGCCAGGAGAGCAAAGACUGUGCACAAAACAGAUCCCCAGCCCAGUCUGUCAGAAACCUCUGAAAAUCUCGCGUCUGCCUGUUCUGCUGCAUUUGUGCUUUCUGGAGUGCUUGAGCGUCUUCAGCACCUGGAGGAAAAAAUGAAACAGAAAAGAGCUCAGACCAUAGCAAAUAGGGAAUUCCAUAAAAAGAACAUUAAAGAGAAAGCAGCACAUCUCGCCUCAAUGUUUGGAUACAUGGAGUUUCCGAAGAAUAAGCUACCUACUAAAGGCUUACCCCAUUCUCAGCCCCCAACUCCCUCUUGCUCUCCACCUCAUCAUUCAGCUGUUGCUGCUUCAUCAUCUGUUGGUUCAGCUUCUUCUGCUGUUUCUUCUCAACAGACGACUGUAGGAAAGGUCUCACGUGCAAUUGGAGCUGUGGCUGAAGUUCUUGUAAAUCUGUAUGUGAAUGAUCACAGACCCAAGCCACAGCUUGAACUGAAGCGGUCUCUGGACAGAGCUGCAGGUUCUUGCCCCAUUCCUCACUUACCAUCCGCUGCCUCCACCACUCAGAGCUGUCAGGGUUCUCUGCGAAAAGAAUUCCCCAAGUCCAUCGGGGGGAGUGACAUUUGUUAUUUCUGCAAGAAACGGGUCUAUGUCAUGGAGCGGCUGAGUGCAGAAGGCCACUUCUUUCACAGGGAGUGCUUCAAGUGUGAAAUAUGUUCUACUACACUCCGCUUAGGAAUUUAUGCCUUUGAUGUUGAAGAAGGUAAAUUUUACUGUAAACCUCAUUUUACGCACUGCAAAAUCAGUACGAAACACAGAAAGAGAAGGGCAACAAUACAGAUCCAUGGAAAGGAGGCGAUAGAUGCAUGGAAGAAAGUGGAAGCCAAACCCACAGAGAUCACCACAGAAAGCAGUUUGUCCACUGCUAGCAGUCCAGAGGACAGGUCCCCAGUCCAAUUCAACAUUCCGGUGCUGCACCCGCUCACUGGCUGAAGCCUUUCUGCUCUCAGAGUCUUCCUUGCUCUUCCUGCCCAGUGAGGAUUCUGUCCUUCUCCUCCUAAAUCUUCUGUCUUCAUUUUACUUUAUAAUCUUAACUGAGUAUUUUUAUUAAAUAGUUUUUAACUCUGUAUUUAAAUUUUCACAUGGAAAUUCUGUAUUUUGCACAUGGUGAAAAUUGUUUUAGCUUUAUUUAUGAUAUCUGCUGUAAACAAAAAUAAAUGUAGUUCUUUAUAAGUC
Molecule: messenger RNA, 3730 nt
Organism: Onychostruthus taczanowskii (white-rumped snowfinch)
Lineage: Eukaryota; Metazoa; Chordata; Aves; Passeriformes; Passeridae
Gene: MICAL2
Product: microtubule associated monooxygenase, calponin and LIM domain containing 2
Exons: 27
Coding region: 116-3487 (1123 amino acids)
Molecular function (GO): FAD binding; protein binding
Source: RefSeq, a predicted model, not a curated record